Tupaia belangeri chinensis (Chinese tree shrew) is the source of this 857-nucleotide messenger RNA. Its product is annotated as E3 ubiquitin-protein ligase RNF113A. Gene Ontology annotation, cellular component: U2-type spliceosomal complex. NCBI's taxonomy places the organism in Eukaryota, Metazoa, Chordata, Mammalia, Scandentia, Tupaiidae. The transcript has a single exon. Gene Ontology annotation, biological process: snoRNA splicing. Gene Ontology annotation, molecular function: metal ion binding. The record is from RefSeq and is a predicted model, not a curated record. The coding region runs from base 88 to 780 and encodes 230 amino acids.
GUGCGCAGCAACGAGGAGCGGGAGCUGGGGGCCCUCGGCGUGGUCUACAAGUCCACCCGCUCAGCUCGACGCGUGGGGCCCGAGGACAUGGGGGCCACGGCCCUCUAUGAGCUGGACACCGAGAAGGAGCGAGACGCUCAAGCCAUCUUUGAGCGCAGCCAGAAGAUCCAGGAGGAGCGGAGGGGCAAGGAGGAUGACAAGGUCUAUCGCGGCAUCAAUAAUUACCAGAAAUACUUGAAGCCCAAGGAUACGUCCAUGGGCAACGCCUCCUCUGGGAUGGUGAGGAAGGGCCCCAUCCGGGCGCCUGGGCACCUGCGCGCCACCGUGCGCUGGGAUUACCAGCCGGAUGUCUGUAAGGACUACAAAGAGACUGGCUUCUGUGGCUUCGGGGACGGCUGCAAAUUCCUCCACGACCGUUCAGACUACAAGCAUGGGUGGCAGAUCGAACGUGAGCUGGAAGAGGGGCGCCAUGGCAUCCCGACGGAAGAGAGCUAUGAAGUGGACAGCGAGGAUGAGGAUAUACCUUUCAAUUGUUUCAUCUGCCGCCAGACCUUCCAAAACCCAGUGGUCACGAAAUGCAGGCAUUAUUUCUGCGAGAGCUGCGCGCUGCGGCGUUUCCGCACCACCGCGAGCUGCUACAUCUGUGACCAGCAGACCAACGGCGUCUUCAACCCAGCCCGAGAGCUGACUGCCAAACUGGAGAGGCGUCGGGCUGCAGCCGAGGGUGGCGAUGCGGAUUUCCCAGGAGACCCCGAGGAGGCUGCCAUUCCAAUGAUUUAAGUUGGGAAAAAAAAAAAAAAAAGCAAGGUGCCAAACAGUAUGUAUGGUAUUCUGUCUACUCAUUAAAAUAAUAAUAA